Lasiosphaeria miniovina is the source of this 1745-nucleotide messenger RNA. RefSeq lists its product as uncharacterized. NCBI's taxonomy places the organism in Eukaryota, Fungi, Ascomycota, Sordariomycetes, Sordariales, Lasiosphaeriaceae. The coding region runs from base 333 to 1304 and encodes 323 amino acids. The transcript is spliced from 2 exons. The record is from RefSeq and is a predicted model, not a curated record.
UAUUUUGUACUCCUUCUCAUCACCUGUUCACCUUUGCUCUUAUCUUGGCAUCUUGAGCUUUCCUUCACCCACCCCUUUUGCCACCCAAGUUCGUCGCAGUUGAAAUUCUUCUGAGCUGAAGCUCGACCUGGAAUAUUCACCUUGUUUUGAUCGCUCUCUACCUUCCACGUGGUUCGGUCAGUCCCCGGUGCCUUCCAAUUUCCGGACGGAGCCAAAAUGACUAUAGCUUCGUCUCCUACUGCACCUUCUCAACAACCCUCCACCUCCCCAUUUUAUUCAUUUAGCCUUCUCUUUGCUAUUGCCUUCAUCGAUAAAGUCUUGCAUGCUUAAUCAUGGCGGAUCCAGUGCCAUCGAGCGCUGGCUCUGGCCUUGGUCCUGGCUCUGGCCUGAGACUCGAGGAAGCCGCCGCCCGUCAGAUCAAGGAAGAGCUCGUCAAACUGCGAAUGGAUUUCUGGAAGAGCAACCAAAUCCCAAUCGAGAACACGGACCAGGCGGCGAAUAUUGCCGCCCUCGGCCUUGACAGCUCCUUAGUUGCGACGCCGGGGAAUGGUUGCUUAGUCCCUGUCAUCGGGGGUUGGCGCGUCUUCGUUUCUUUCGACGACGCCGCCGCCGCCGCCGGAGAGAGUGUUACUCGAGAGUUUGAUAGUCGCCUCUCGGAGAUGCGCUGCUGGGCAGAGAACCCUGCCAAUGGCGCAACGUUAAAGGAGGUCGAGGGUCUGCUAGAUGCCGAGAUUGAAGACAAGUGCUUCUGGGAAUUCCUUGACGGCGGAGACGCCUCUCGGCUGAGCUUCUACGACAAGAUCAAGCUCUGCGCCCAAUACAGACUCGAGGGCUCAACCAUCUACCCCUCGGUCAAGGACCCUCGUGCCAACCAGUUCAAGUUCGGGGUGUGCAGCAUCGCCGAGUACGGCACCACCUCUACGACCUGGAACUAUAUCGACUGGUCGUUCACGGCCUCAGAGAUGGAGGCAAUGCUCAAAGCCAUGCCUCGCCCGCGAUUCCGGCCUCAGCAGUUCAUCCCAUACCAGAUUCAGCAGCUAAAAUCUAUUGACCGGCCACACUACGCCGCUAAAUCGGCUUGGAAUAUGAUCUCUCGGCUGGCAGCUCAGGACCUGAACGCCGAACCCCUGAAUAGAUUGUCUUACUUCUUUUCCCGGAACGAGUCGGACCCGCGGCCUGCUGUUUACGGGAAGAUGGACCAAAUCCAAACUCUUGAUGAUUUCGAAAUGAUCAAGCAAGACGCCAGACGCUCGGGUGCACAGCCGGUCUUAAUUCUCGUAAGUGUCGUCUUUCCCAACCCCUAAUCGGGGUUUUGCUUGAUCGACCUGCAGCGACUGACUCCCAGGUCCAUAAUCACAGACAUGGCAGCGGACCUAUUUCAGCGUCUGGUGGUCUAUCUUGCGACUGAAGGAGGCUGCUCUCGAGGAAUCCCACCCUCCUACAGCGAAAGACUACUUUGACAAGAGCAACGUUGCCGAGUGGCCGGAUUUGGCCGAGGACGAUUCCGACAUGAAACUCCUAUGAACCCAAAGACUUUCCACUCGAGUGGCCUCUCCCACCAGGAACACUUUCUAUGGUUACCCCAGGUUUCCCAGGCUGUCAACCGUUUCGUUGCUGGAUACAGCUUGAGGUAUAGAUAGAUCUUGUAUGUAUGGGCGUAAACACGGAGCUUUAGGUAGUCAAGGUACCACUAGGCGAAAUAGUGCUGCCCAGCAGUGGAUUCUUAAGACACAUUGUCAAUGAUG